This is a messenger RNA of Esox lucius (northern pike), 6161 nucleotides long. It is a transcript of the gene ppip5k1b, whose product is annotated as diphosphoinositol pentakisphosphate kinase 1b. Gene Ontology annotation, molecular function: inositol hexakisphosphate kinase activity; 5-diphosphoinositol pentakisphosphate 1-kinase activity; diphosphoinositol pentakisphosphate kinase activity. The transcript is spliced from 31 exons. Bases 607 to 4398 code for a protein of 1263 amino acids. Gene Ontology annotation, cellular component: cytosol. NCBI's taxonomy places the organism in Eukaryota, Metazoa, Chordata, Actinopteri, Esociformes, Esocidae. Gene Ontology annotation, biological process: inositol phosphate biosynthetic process; inositol metabolic process. The record is from RefSeq and is a predicted model, not a curated record.
UGAUUAAAAGGCCAAAUUCUACUUUCGCGCGUGCACAAGAAAACAACUAUCAAAGGACAAGGAAGUUGACAGCUGGCUAUAACUAAUUCAGUCGGUGGUGGUUGUUAGUGAGACUAGAGAGGUGCCUUUAGUGAACCAGCUCGUCUUGUCCUCCUCAUGCCAGAGACGGUCCUUUGCAGAAUGAGACUGAUUUCCUGACCCAGGGAGGGUGCUCCGUCCCCGACCCUAGAAACGAGGACCCUGUCCUCAACCUACCUCACCCCCUCUACCGCACCUCUGUGUCCUUAGCGCUCCCCCCUCUCCUCCCAGGAAGCCCCUGAACCAUCCAUGCUCCCUAACCUGUAAACCCUGCCCUCUACUUCCUACCUCUGCUCUCUCUUUAAUUUAAACCUGCUGCUCCAAAGAGGCUCAGUCACCCUCUAGAGUAUUUCCCCUUCCCCCAGAUUAGUUCCUAUACCCAGAGGUCAACCAGACUAGUGGGUGGGGUUGCCAGGGUGGUCAAAGCCUUUCCUCCUAUAACCUCACGCCUCCAAUAGUGUUCCGGCACACAAACCAUGCCCCGAAACAUGAAUUGCCACAUAUUUUGAGUGACGUCCCCCCUCUGUGAUGUCAGUGGCUGGAGUUGAGGGGCGGGACCAGCAUGGGAAUACCACGUUUUUGAUCGCCUCGGAAAAUGAACCCGAUCAAGAACCAAAGAAAGAAGGGAUGAAGAAUGCGGGAGACAUGCGAACAGGAGAGGAGGAGCAUGAGGAGGAGGAUGAUGAUGAAGAGUAUUACUCGCCUCCAGAGAGGCAGAUCGUGGUGGGCAUCUGCUCCAUGACCAAGAAGUCCCAGUCCAAGCCAAUGACCCAGAUCAUGGAGAGGAUGUGUAAGUUUGAGUACAUCACCGUGGUCAUCUUCCCUGAGGAGGUCAUCCUCAACGAGCCCGUGGAGAGGUGGCCCCUGUGCGACUGCCUCAUCUCCUUCCACUCCAAAGGUACAAAUGAACGUUUCCCUUUGGAUAAAGCAGUAGAGUAUGCCAAACUCAGAAACCCUCUUCUUAUCAAUGACCUGAAGAUGCAGUACUACAUACAAGACAGGAGGGAGGUGUAUCGUAUCUUACAGGAGGAGGGCAUCGAUCUUCCUCGUUACGCUGUGUUGACUCGAGACCCAGACAGACCAGAAGAGUGUAACCUGGUGGAGGGGGAGGACCAGGUGGAGGUGAACGGGGAGGUAUUCCCCAAGCCCUUUGUUGAGAAGCCUGUGUGUGCUGAGGACCACAACGUCUACAUCUACUACCCCACCUCAGCCGGAGGGGGCAGCCAGAGGCUCUUCAGAAAGAUUGGGAGCCGCAGCAGCGUGUACUCUCCGGAGAGCAGUGUGAGGAAGACCGGCUCUUACAUUUACGAGGAGUUCAUGCCAACCGACGGCACGGACGUCAAGGUGUACACAGUGGGUCCUGACUAUGCCCAUGCUGAAGCCAGGAAGUCCCCAGCUCUGGACGGCAAGGUGGAGAGGGACAGCGAAGGCAAGGAGAUCCGCUACCCCGUCAUGCUAACCGCCAUGGAGAAACUGGUGGCCCGCAAGGUCUGCCUGGCUUUCAAGCAAACAGUGUGUGGGUUCGAUCUAUUGAGAGCAAACGGCCACUCCUAUGUCUGUGACGUCAACGGCUUUAGCUUUGUGAAGAACUCCAUGAAAUAUUACGAUGACUGCGCCAAGGUCUUGGGGAACAUGGUGAUGCGAGAGCUGGCCCCUCAGUUCCACAUCCCCUGGUCAAUCCCCAUGGAGGCUGAGGACAUACCCAUAGUCCCCACAACCUCAGGAACCAUGAUGGAGCUGCGCUGUGUCAUUGCCAUCAUCCGCCACGGAGACCGAACCCCCAAACAGAAGAUGAAGAUGGAAGUCAGACACCCUUUAUUCUUUGAGCUGUUUGAGAAGUACGGAGGCUACAAGUCAGGGAAGCUGAAACUAAAGAAACCCAAACAGCUACAGGAGGUGCUGGACAUUGCCCGUCUCCUGCUGGCCGAGUUGGGGCAGCACACGGACUGUGAGAUCGAGGAGAAGAAGGGUAAACUGGAGCAGCUCAAGACCGUCCUGGAGAUGUAUGGCCAUUUCUCAGGCAUCAACAGAAAGGUGCAGCUAACCUACUUGCCCAACGGACAGCCCAAAGCCUCCAGUGAGGAAGAAGAGGGUCCAAAGGAAGGUCCGUCUCUGCUGCUGGUGUUGAAAUGGGGCGGGGAGCUGACCCCGGCAGGCAGGGUGCAAGCUGAAGAGCUGGGCAGGGCCUUCCGCUGCAUGUACCCUGGAGGACAAGGGGACUACGCUGGUUUCCCUGGCUGUGGUCUGCUCCGUUUACACAGCACCUACCGCCACGACCUCAAGAUCUAUGCUUCAGACGAAGGCCGUGUACAGAUGACCGCUGCCGCUUUUGCCAAAGGUCUGCUGGCUCUGGAGGGCGAGCUGACACCCAUCCUAGUACAGAUGGUGAAGAGUGCCAACAUGAACGGCAUGCUGGACAGUGACAGUGAGUCUCUGACCGACUGCCAGCAGCGGGUGAAGGCCCGGCUACAUGGGAUCAUGCAGAAAGACCAGGACUUCACUGAGGCCGACUACGAAAAGCUGGCCCCUACAGGCAGCCCCUCCCUUGUCAACUCCAUGAAGAUCAUAGGGAACCCAGUGAGGACAUGUGACAAGGUCUAUGCCCUCAUCCAGAGCCUCAACUCCCAGAUCCGCAAGAGGCUAGAAGACCCCAAAUCUGCAAACCUACAGCUGUACCACAGCGAGACCCUGGAGCUCAUGCUGCAGCGCUGGUCAAAGCUGGAGCGGGACUUCCGGAAUAAGUCGGGCCGCUACGACAUCAGCAAGAUCCCGGACAUCUACGACUGUGUGAAGUACGACACCCAGCACAACUCCACGCUGGGCCUGGAGGACACGCUGGAGCUGUUCAGGCUGUCACGUGCCCUGGCCGACAUCGUCAUACCUCAGGAGUAUGGCAUCAAUACGUCUGAGAAGCUGGACAUUGCUCAGGCCUACUGCCUGCCCCUGAUGAAGAAGAUUCAGCUAGACCUGCAGAGGACCCACGAGGACGAGGCCGUCAACAAGCUGCACCCACUGUGGUUCAGGUACUCACGAGGGGUCAUGUCUCCGGGACGACACGUCCGAACACGCCUGUAUUUCACCAGUGAGAGCCACGUCCACUCGCUGCUCAGCAUCUUCCGCUACGGGGGACUACUGGACGUGGUGAAGGACCAGCAGUGGAAACAGGCCAUGGACUACUUGGGUGCCGUCCCUGAACUGAACUACAUGACCCAGAUAGUCAUCAUGCUGUAUGAGGACAACAACAAGGACCCCAGCUCAGAAGAGCGUUUCCACGUGGAGCUCCACUUCAGUCCUGGGGUGAAGGGCUGUGAGGAUGAAGAGAAAAUCCCUCUGGGUUUUGGAUUUCGUCCUGCUUCUGCUGAGAACCAGGAGAAGCAGACCAACCAAGGCAGUCUAGAAGACCUGUCAGAGGACGAGCCGGACCGGGCCCUGCCUAUCUCCGAGGUGAACAGCAUCAGAAGAUCUCCCCUGAUCCGGAACCUCAAGACCAGCUCCAUGGAGGUCCUCUCCGAGGCCUCGUCCUCCUCCCCGGGCUACUCUUCCAAGGGCACCUCCUACCGCCUUUUUCCCACGUGUUCACGUCAGUCCUCGGAGAUCAAACCGCCUGGCCUAGGGUCCCUCUGCUCGGGCCUCUUCAGUGCCUCUGUCCUGGGGGUGUCCUCUAGCGCCCCCAACCUGCAGGACUACGUCCAUACCCACCAAGGCAAAACCCCCAGGUCCCUUGGUUUGCCGUUUCGAGAUGACCUGUUCUCUAUGCCUGCAGUAAAGAGAUUUUCUGUGUCGUUUGCCAGGCAUCCGACUAAUGAGCCCCUAGACGAGCAUCACGUAGCCCAGCUGCUGCGGCGUCUCUCCAAUGACCCGGCCCUCCUGUUCUGUCCCGCUCUGCCUUCUCUGGACAGGGCUAUGACCCAACACCUGCACCAGUGUCCCUACCACCUGCGCCUCCUCAGGAACUGGCUGGUGUCUGGCCAAGACCUCCCAGAGUGCCUCUACGGCUUUGAAGGCUGCUCCAUGGUGCCCUCCAUCUACCCUCUAGAGACGCUGCACAACUCACUGUCCCUAAAGCAGGUGGAUGAGUUCCUCAACGCUGUGUGUGAGGACAGCAGCGACGCCCACGCCAAGACCAUGAAAGCUCUCUCUGCCUUGUUUGACACGUCGAGCCAGGGGUAUGGCCAGACACCCACCUAUCCCCCGCCAAGGGCUCUGUCGUCCUCGGAAAGUCCUGUCCGGACCCACGCCCACCCACCAGGUUACUGUAGUGCCUCCCCCAGCACAGUGUCCAGUGCAGGGCCCUCCACCCAUAACUCUGUAAACCAAUGAAAUCCAGCCAUGCCCUCAUCCGAGUAGAUGGCAACCCCCUCCCCGGAGACCACGGACCCAACUGAACGUCCAUUCUAUAUGAAUCAUCCAUCCACUCAUCCACCCAUCCGUCCAUCCAUCCACACAGUGGCCUUCAAACUUUUCAGUCAUCACAGUCCAAUACUGUGCUGGACUCAGUGGACCAUCCUUCUUAAUUUGUGGGAAACAACAAACCAAAUCCCACUGGUGCCCACCAAUGUUCUGCCCCAGUUUUGGGAAGCCUGUCCCUGGUUCUUCAGUGGAUUCUAGACAUGCCUGAGGCUGGAUGCCUGCCGCUGGCUGUCCUGAAUGCAAGACUGCCUGCUGGAUGCAGCACAGAGACAAUGGGAGAAACCAAAGCUGUUGAAGCUGCACACAAUCUUUCUUACGGAGUGCUUUCUUUCUCUCAUAAAAAGGUUCAGAAUAUUCUGCAUUUUCAAUCAUGUCAUGCAUAUUUGAAUAAAGGGAUGAAAGAAAUUGAGGCAGUUGUUGAAAUGCAGACUGCUUUUUUAUAUACAUUUUCGGCUGGCUGUACUAUGCUUGGGGACAAAGGAUAUAAUGCUGUGUUUUCCUAUCAUUGUCUACAUAACGUUUUGACAGCACAUAACGUUUUGUUUGUGCCAUGUAAAAUGUCAGCUGUCUCUCCACCAACCGAAACUAGGAACAAAACACAUGCUUCAACUUCUUAUGUAAAAACUUGUGGUAAAGAAAUAUAUAUUUUUGUGUGUUUUGAGACUUAACCACUCCAGAGGAGAUAGCUGACUGCCUUUAGGCUACCUCAUACUGAGUCCUCAAACUAUUUCAUACAUAUCUGCUGUCUUGCCAAAGUACUUUAAAUGUUAAUUUAAAUGAUUGUGUAUCAGAUGGUUUAAUUAAUAUUUGGGCAUUUGUGUUGCCCCUAAGGGAUUAAUAAAGUUAUAUUGAUUUGCAUUAAAUAUGUAUUUAUGGAUAUAAACACACUGUAGAUCUGAGAGAGAAAAGCAAUGGUUGCGAAUACAAGUCAUAUUCAAGUUUUUGUUCAUUUACGUUGCCUUUUAUUUGAGUUAAUUGUCCAAAUUGUAAACCCAAACUGUUUCAAUGGGUUACGAAUAGAACAUCUGUGUUUUUGUGGUUGUCGUAGUCUUAUGUUGUUUCAUGGAUGCUCUCAGCUGCACUAAAGACCGAGACCUAGCACUGCUGAAUCAUCUGUAGAACAAAACGUCUUCACAUUGGUUUCUUCUUGAUAAAGAAAAAAAUAUUUGAUUGGUGUUUCUGGAAGAAAUCAGGGCUGGAUUUAUGUGAUUAAUUACUGUGGUAUGUAAUGUGUCUGCCAAAGAUAUUUGAAGCUUUAUGGAAUCCUCUCCCUUGACUUCCUGUCUAAAUGUCUAGAAAUGAAAUUCCAAUGUUACUUUGUUAGCAGUCAUAGCUGAUCUUUAACUUAUUGUUUGACAUUAAGGCAAUAAAAUAUACACAUCUUAACAAGUCCAGUGGGAGCACUGUUUAGUGUGGGUGAGGUUUGUCCACGCCUGUGUGCAUAAAAGUGUGGGCGUUGCAAGAAUUUCUUAAUAAGGCCAAGGGUAUAAUUAACCGCAAUUACGGCCAAGAUCUCAUGGCUGUUAUGCACUACUCAACACAGAGUGCUUGGUUACAGCCCUUCUCGCGUGUGGGCACUGGUGCUACUACACUGCUGUGAGGUAGCACACAUUUCUGCUCGUCAUCCAAGAUGGGACAUACAGCUCCGGAAAAAAUUAAGAGACCACUGCACC